UUUUGCAUAUUGGUUUUGUUUCGACCGUUUCGUAUUUUUUAGGAAAAAAAAAAGAUUUAAGUAUUUUUUUUAAAUUAUUUUUCUUGUAUAUUUUGGGGCGGAUGUGUAUAAACCGAAAUUUACACAAGAUAAAAAUCAUUCUUCGGCGGAUCAAAUUUUUUUCGACCGGAAAUAUAUAGUGGUUUUUCGUACUUCAUAUGUCGAUGCGAAAAAUUUAUUUUCUUCCGCCAUAUUAUGUGUCCCUUUACAAUUCUAAUGAUGCAUUGAUUAUUGUGGAAGAAAAAAUUAACGGAAAGGGUAUUUUGGUCAUAUUUUAUAUUUUUCAUAAAACCCACACAUAUUUAUUUUUAUUUUCAAAAAAAGAAUGGUAUCUAUAAUUUUUUUUCAUUAGUGUUAUAAUUUAUGUGCAGAAUCCCAAAAUGCAGAAGGCAGUGACAAAUUUAGUGGAGGAAUUGAAAGAGAUAAGUGUGUUGAGAAAAGGAAAGGAGAGGGACAAAAAAGUGGAGACAAUUGAAGCAGGUCUUGCUAAGGCUAGAGCGUUAAUUAAAGAUGCGAUUAUUAAGAGUCGCCAUUCACCUCUCCCAAUAUUAGAAGAUCGUGACUACGUUCCUCAAGGAGAAAUCUACUUGAAUUCUUAUGUUUUUCAAAGGAGUUACAUGCUAAUGGAAAACAUGUUCAAAAUAUAUGUGUACGAAGAAGGGGAGCCACCUUUGUUCCACGACGGUCCUUCGAAGGACAUAUACUCGACCGAAGGGAUUUUUCUCGGCUUAAUCGAAUCGAGCAAACGAUUUCGAACGUACGAUCCUAAUCAAGCACAUGUCUAUUUCCUCCCUUUUAGCGUGGUGAUGAUCCUUCACCACUUAUUCGAUCCUGUCGUGCGUGACAAGGCCGUUCUAGAACGUGUUAUCGGCGAUUACGUUCGUAUAGUUUCCACCAAAUAUCCGUAUUGGAAUACGAGUCUUGGCGCUGAUCAUUUCAUGCUCUCGUGCCACGAUUGGGGUCCACGAGCAACAUGGUACGAACAUCACUUAUACUUCACUUCCAUGAGAGUUUUGUGCAACGCAAACACCUCCGAGUUCUUCAACCCUAGAAAAGACAUUUCGUUUCCGGAGAUCAAUCUCAAAGUAGGAAACAUCACCGGACUUACAACAACAUCAUCUUCAAAUCGCACGAUUUUAGCGUUCUUCGCAGGCAAAUCACACGGACUCAUUAGACCGUCUCUCUUCCAACAUUGGAAAGACAAAGACGACGACAUUAAAGUCUUCGAAAAUAUGCCGGAAAAUUAUCCCUUGUCCUAUAAGGAAAUGAUGGAGAGGAGUAAGUUUUGUCUUUGCCCUAGCGGGUACGAGGUGGCGAGUCCUAGGGUUGUGGAGGCUAUAUACGCGGAGUGUGUGCCCGUUUUGAUAUCCGAAGAUUAUGUCUUGCCUUUUAGCGACGUUCUCGAUUGGGACAAGUUCACUGUCCGAGUGUCGGUGAAAGAGUUGGGAGAGUUGAAGACGAUUUUGACGAGAAUAGGGGACGACGACUACGAGGCGUUGCGUGGGAGAGUGAGACAAGUGCAAAGGCAUUUUGUGGUGAAUGAUCCACCUAAGAGAUAUGAUGUGUUUCAUAUGAUGAUUCACUCUCUAUGGUUGAGAAGGUUGAAUCUUAGAAUCAAUGCUUGAAAUUUCAACCAUUCCGUUUUUAUUUUCAUACUUUUUUUAGAUUGAACAACAAAGUUCUAGUACUAACCAAACUAUGCUACUAAUUUUUAUUCAUUUUUACUUAUGAAGUUUUCAUCUAGUAAUUGAUAAUCGAAGAGUAAAAUUCAUUUAAAAUUGAAUAAUACAUAAUUAAUUAGUAGAUUUUUUUUAUUAAGAAAUAUAGUAGAGUUCUUAACCUUUUUAUCCAUUUAUUAUUGGCGCAAAUAUGAAAGCCAUGUCUAUAUUUUUUUAUUAUUUUUU
Molecule: messenger RNA, 1943 nt
Organism: Erythranthe guttata (spotted monkey flower)
Lineage: Eukaryota; Viridiplantae; Streptophyta; Magnoliopsida; Lamiales; Phrymaceae
Source: RefSeq, a predicted model, not a curated record